AUGGAGCUUCUUUUACGUGCAAAAAUUGGUGCCAAACCCAUAUCAACCUCUCUUGAUUCUAAGGUUGUCUUAACUGAGUAUGGUGGUAUAAAAUUCUCUGAUCCUACACCUUAUCGAAGUAUUGUAGGGUCCCUUCAGUACUUGACUUUCACCCGACCUGAUAUUGCAUUUUAUGUUAAUCGAGUUUUCCAAUUCAUGCAUGAUACAAAGGAAGAUCAUUGGACUGCCUUAAAGUGUAUCCUUCGGUACCUGAAGGGUACAUACGAGUAUGGAUUGUUUAUGCGAGCUGAUACCAACAACCAAUUGAGAGCCUUUGCUGAUUUUCAUUUUUCUUUAAAUUGGUUUAGUGAUGCUGAUUGGGCAGGUUGCCCUCAUUAUCGCAGGUCUACAAGCGGUUAUUGUAUAUUCAUGGGUUCUAAUUUAAUUUUAUGGAGUGUGCGGAAACAACCAACAGUGUCACGGUCUAGUAUGGAGACUGAAUAUAGAGCUCUUGCGACUGCUACAACAAAAAUCAUUUGGAUUUAA
Papaver somniferum (opium poppy) is the source of this 525-nucleotide messenger RNA. RefSeq lists its product as uncharacterized. Lineage: Eukaryota; Viridiplantae; Streptophyta; Magnoliopsida; Ranunculales; Papaveraceae. The transcript has a single exon. Bases 1 to 525 code for a protein of 174 amino acids. The record is from RefSeq and is a predicted model, not a curated record.